This is a messenger RNA of Esox lucius (northern pike), 3673 nucleotides long. RefSeq names its product major facilitator superfamily domain containing 14Bb (gene slc71a2b). The record is from RefSeq and is a predicted model, not a curated record. Gene Ontology annotation, cellular component: membrane. Gene Ontology annotation, molecular function: transmembrane transporter activity. The transcript has 12 exons. Lineage: Eukaryota; Metazoa; Chordata; Actinopteri; Esociformes; Esocidae. Bases 252 to 1736 code for a protein of 494 amino acids. Gene Ontology annotation, biological process: transmembrane transport.
UAGUAACUCAUUUCCGGGGCGUUCGUGACGAAGUUACCGGCCGAAGAAAGAAUGUGACUGGUCUAAAUCUGAAAGCUAGAAAUUUACAGGAAAAUAUUCAAUAGUUUACUUAGUUCAUGGGAUUUAGCGAAAUACUGGGUACUUAUAGUUAGCUUAAUCAACGAGACAAUCUGGAGGCGACUGAGAUAUCCAACAACACCACACAAUAUGGACUUAAUGUAAACAUCGUCAACGUUGCAGGAAGAUGUGAAAUGACCCUGCUGCAGCCGGAGGACUGGCAGGACAAAAUACCAGCAAGUGAGACCAACGAAAUCAUGUUGGUCCGAAACAUGAGAGAUGGGACCACUCAAGCCACCAGACGUGCCAAAGUGUCCCAUGCAGUUGUGGUCAUCUUCCUGGAAUUCUUUGCUUGGGGGCUGCUUACAACACCAAUGCUGACCGUUCUUCAUGAAACCUUUCCUCAGCACACAUUUCUCAUGAACGGUCUGGUUCAAGGGGUGAAGGGUUUGCUGUCAUUCCUUAGUGCCCCUCUGAUAGGGGCCUUAUCAGAUGUUUGGGGCAGGAAGUCCUUCCUACUGGUUACAGUGUUCUUCACCUGUGCCCCAAUCCCCCUGAUGAAGAUAAGUCCAUGGUGGUAUUUUGCCAUGAUAUCGGUCUCUGGUAUCUUUGCUGUGACUUUCUCUGUAAUCUUUGCGUAUGUAGCAGACAUCACAAAAGAACAUGAAAGAAGUACAGCGUACGGACUGGUGUCUGCAACCUUUGCCGCCAGUUUGGUCACCAGCCCAGCUAUCGGAGCCUACCUUUCAGCAAAGUAUGGUGACAGUUUGGUGGUGUUGGUGGCCACUAUCAUUUCCGUGGUGGACAUUGCCUUUGUCCUCUUGGUGGUUCCAGAAUCUCUCCCUGACAAGAUGAGACUGACGUCCUGGGGGUUACCUAUCUCUUGGGCGCAAGCCGACCCCUUUGCCUCUCUUAAACGAGUGGGGAAAGACCCAACAGUUAUGCUGAUCUGCAUCACAGUGUUCCUGUCCUACCUGCCGGAGGCAGGCCAGUACUCCAGCUUCUUCCUCUACUUGCGGCAGGUUAUUGAGUUUUCCCAUGCAGCAAUUGCUGCUUUCAUCGCAAUGGUCGGGAUCCUGUCAAUUAUCGCUCAGACAUUGCUUUUAACCUACUUGAUGAAAACCAUUGGAAAUAAAAACACAGUGUUACUUGGACUGGGUUUUCAGCUGUUGCAGCUAGCCUGGUACGGCUUUGGAUCAGAACCAUGGAUGAUGUGGGCAGCAGGUACGAUCGCAGCCAUGUCCAGUAUCACCUUCCCUGCCGUCAGUGCUUUAGUUUCCCAGAUAGCAGCACCCGAUCAGCAAGGAUGUGUCCAGGGAAUGAUCACAGGAAUAAGAGGCCUGUGCAAUGGGCUCGGUCCAGCUCUGUAUGGCUUCAUAUUCUUCCUGUUCAACGUGGAGCUGAACGAGCUUGACCCUGAGACCAAAGGAGACAAAAGCACAACACCUCAGGUGCCAAAAGAGAAGCCCACGAUCCCCGGGCCACCCUUCCUGUUCGGGGCUUGCUUAGUGUUGCUGGCUCUCCUUGUGGCCGUCUUCAUCCCUGAGCACCACAGUCUGGCCACCAAGAUGUCCACGGGUGCACGCAAGGCAAGCAACAGCAACAACCUCCAGAGCAUCAACCCCCCGCCCGCCAGUGAUGAGGACAUUGAGCCACUCCUGCAGGACAGCAGCAUGUAACUGUCAGUGAGGAACUCCCAGCAUGAGUCCCCUACUGGCCCGUUCAGCACACUCCUAAGACCCGGGGGCCCAUUGGAGCUGAGAGACUAAACUCAAACGGCAGCUGAUGCAGAGCCGUUCAGGGUAUGUCCCUCAACCACCUCUAUUAUUAUCCCACAUUGUUUCUAUGAUUAGGGGAUGGUAUUUUGUCCAGCAGUGAUUUUUGUAAUUUUAUUUUUUACAUCGCAAGGACAGAUGGACUUCUAUAUGCCUCGGGUUAAGCAAGAAAUGUGGGAUUUGGUGUUCAGCAGUGGCCCAGAUAGUGUUUGUGAAGUGAAAAAGAGGACCAUCAGCUGUUUUUUUUAAAUAUUUUGCUUAAAGAAAAAAAAAUCUGAUUAAUUGGUUUGAACGGCCAGUUGACGAAAACUUGACCUGUUUAUCAUCGAAGUUACUGUGCAAUCUAUAUUGUAUAAUGAUAGGUUUAUAGCUAGGUAAAUGUUUGAAAUAUAUGCAGAUAUGCCGCUUUUUUCCUUAAAGGUGAGGCAAUUGUUAGAUUAUUGCUUUGGCAUAUAUAAUCUUUCUGUUUUGCCUUCUUAUCAUGAAUUGUUGAAUCGGAGUGACACUUGGGGUGUAUUCAUUUUGCCAAUUGGUUUGGUUGCAAGACAAUUCCUCAACAGAAGUAAACUGAACAAAACAGGGGGGAACCCAUUUGAUGAAAAGCUCCCACUUGUUCUGUUCCAUUUGCUCCUGUAGACAAUUUUAUUUCAAUUAAACAUUUUGUUUGGCGAAAAUAAUUAAACCCUUGGACUUGAAUGUUACAGAAUGCUGAAAUACUUGCUAAAAUACUUUACCAUGACAUUCCAAAUACACCUAUUCACUCUGCAAAUCCCAACCCAAGUAUAUUGCCAGCUACCUCAUAUGUUGACCUCUUCAUAUAAAAUCUAAAUUGAAGGCAAAUAUAGGUCCCUUGAGUUGUUAUAGCUGUCCAUAAGCUUUAAAGAAUUGCUUUAACAAUGUUUUUCACUUGUUCGUCCGAGUGUUAGUUGCUGUGUUGUGAGAUUAUGCCGCGACAUGAGACCCACAGUACAGAUUUUAGCCUUGAAGUUGAACUUCUUAACUGCCAAACCUGUGUUCCAUUUAGUUCAGUGUCUAUGGCAUGUUGUGUUACUCUACAAGGUGGCAGUAGACUACAGUAUUUAAACAUUGUUAUUAAGGCUGUGGUUGUUUGGCCCCAUUACUCUUUAAACUUGCCCGGGGAUCGCUUUUCAGUGUUAUCACUGAAUAUCGAAUUUGUCCCUGGAUCGUAUUUAAGCCAACACAUUGCUUUGUCAUAUGAUAACAUUCUUUUAUUUUUUUUUACAGUGAUGCUUUCUCAAAGAUAAUUGAUGUCAAACUGAAUACAACCUAUAUUUUUGUAUACAAUCAAACCUAACCUGUAACUGUAGAAUUGAAUGUCACAUUUUCACUGUGUUGAAGUGUUGUGUACUCUAUUCAUUUUGUCAGCAGGUUUUAAUUUAACUUAUGACAUCUCUUAACACAAGUUGAUGAAACAGUAUAAAACUGUUUAAUAACUGAGGUAAGACACAAGAGUUUUUGAAAUUUUGUAAUGCAGCACUUCGUAUAUUCUAUGAACAAUGCUAAUAUAUUUAGUCAUUGUUAUUGCUAAACUAUCCACUUAUGCAGUUAAAAUGGUUAUUUCUACAUGAACUAUAAGGUCAUACUUGACUUUUGCAGUGUAAAUGAUGCAUUCAUUUGCUGAGUACUGCACCUUAAUUUAAAUAUAAACGUGUGCCUAAAUUAUAUAAAUGUUAAUAUUUUGAGCAGCUGUUACUGAUAUCUUUUUUUAAAUGAUGUUAAUAAUAUCUUCAUGGGUUGUGCAUUUGUUAUAACUUUGUUUUAUCAUCUUGAUUUUUGAAUAAUAUCUACAAUGCUAAUAAAGAGAUGUAUAGGAUAUUUGA